AUGGAUGCAGCAUUGCAAUACCCUGUAACAAAAUAUAGUAUAUCCUUACAAGCAAAACCUUCUUUUGCAUGGAAACAUUUUGGAUCCUUAAUAUUAAAAACUGACACAAAUAAUAAGAGAACCAGUGUUGCUACAGAUAAAGUCUUUUGUAAUAUAUGCUUGCAAAUAGCACUUGAUAAAGAUGGUGAGGAUGAAAAUAAUUCUUCAUUUUUAGAAAAUAUGGCAAUAUUUCAGAUGCCAAAGUUACCUGACAGAACUACACUUAGCCGGAGUGGAUUAGAUGAUGUUUAUUUAUCAAUGAUAUGCCAACAAAUUAAUGUAGGUCCUAAAUUUUGUGCUAUAACUUUUGAUAUGUGGACAGACAAAUAUAGACGGCGAAAUUAUAUCACCUUUACUUUUCACGAAAUAGAUAAUAAUUUUAAUAUUGUAUUUUAUACAUUGGCGACACAUCAUGUCACCCAAAAACAUACCGCUGAAACUAUUCUUUCCGAAAUAGAAAAAGUUGAAAAUGAAUUUGAUUUAGGGUCCAAGAAAAUUCAAAUGGUUACGGAUGCAGGACCCAGUGUAAAGAAAAGUGUUCGUCUAGGAGAAUAUGACCAUCAUUUAUGUUUGGGGCAUGGAUUACAUAAUCUAGUGACAGUCGAUGGAAUAAAAAAAGUUAAUAAAAUUGAAAAUCUCAUUAAAAAAGUUAGAGAAGUUAUAGUUGCCUUAAGAUUCAAAACAGCGGAUUUUGAAAAUAUAAACGAUAUAGAAAAUAGAAAAUGUUUUGAAUCGAUAUCAUAUACAUCGGAUAUUUUAGAUUUGGAUGAUAAUGAUCUUUUUUAUGAAGAUCGUUUGGGGUAUGAUGAUGAUAGUGAAAAUCAAAAAUCAUAUGAGAAAAAACAUAAAACCUUAAAAUUAAAUGUGCCUACACGUUGGCAUAGUAUUUUAAUAAUACUGGAAAGUGUGACUGGCAAUAACAAAAAUCCUAUAAAUAUUCUAUUAAAUAGAAUGGAGAAACCGGAUCUCAAAUUAUUUAACUCCGAUUGGGACUUGGUGUAUGAACUUUUAAAUUUUCUUAAAACCUUCAAACAAACUGUUGAAUUUUUAUCUGUCCAAAAAGGAGUUACUACAAAUUUAGCCUUAUUAUUUCGUAGUGAAAUUAAAAAUCAUUUAAUUGUGUUAGGAGCACUUUUGGAUUCUCGUUUUCAAUCAAUAAACAUAGUAAAUGAAUAUUUAAAGGAAAAAAAUAUUACUCCGGUUAAAUUUUUAUGUCAACACGCUACCUCUCUACGGUCUUACACGGACGAAUUAAACAAAUGUAAAACGACGGAAGUUGCUUCAAAACUCGAUUAUCUUAAGUCAUUGGCUACGAAGCAUUCAUCUAUUCAAAACAAUAACCUGGAACAACAACACUAUUUAACUAGUUUAGAAAAAGAGUGUUAUUCAUUAUUUUCGCCUUAUAAUUUGGAGAUAAAAGAUGUCUUAAAUUUUUGGAAGAUAAGAGCAUUGGAUCUUCCUAAACUUUCAAUAUUAGCUAGAAAGGUCCUGUGCGUUCCAGCUACAAGCACACCCAGCGAGCGUAUUAAAAAUAUGUAA
Gordionus sp. m RMFG-2023 is the source of this 1578-nucleotide messenger RNA. RefSeq lists its product as uncharacterized. Gene Ontology annotation, molecular function: protein dimerization activity. Lineage: Eukaryota; Metazoa; Nematomorpha; Gordioida; Chordodea; Parachordodidae. The transcript is spliced from 4 exons. Gene Ontology annotation, cellular component: nucleus. The coding region runs from base 1 to 1578 and encodes 525 amino acids. The record is from RefSeq and is a predicted model, not a curated record. Gene Ontology annotation, biological process: regulation of transcription by RNA polymerase II.